Messenger RNA from Pteronotus mesoamericanus, 1651 nucleotides. RefSeq names its product ubiquitin conjugating enzyme E2 F (putative) (gene UBE2F). The record is from RefSeq and is a predicted model, not a curated record. Bases 154 to 831 code for a protein of 225 amino acids. The transcript is spliced from 11 exons. NCBI's taxonomy places the organism in Eukaryota, Metazoa, Chordata, Mammalia, Chiroptera, Mormoopidae.
GGCCACGGACCUGAAGACCGCGCACCAGGCAUCUGGGGGAGUUGAUCGGGGAGCAGCAGGGUCACAAAGGAGCUAAGCGGAGUCCCCGGGGGCAGUGACACAGGAGAGUGUCGGGGUACAAGCCCUUCUGUGUGCAGGGUGAAGGUGGCCGGAAUGCUGACGCUGGCGAGCAAACUCAAGCGGGAUGACGGUCUCAAAGGGUCCCGGACGUCGGCCGCAGCCUCCGACUCCACAAGGAGGGUGUCUGUGAGAGACCGGCUGCUCGUCAAAGAAAGGAGAAGAGCCUCGUUUCCCAGAAGGAAGUCACGUGACCGUGGAAUUGUGCAAGGUGCCAUGUGCCGCCCAGAAAGCCUGGCCAGUGUGCGGCAGAGGUGUUUGCAUCUCCCAACAGAGGUGGCGGAACUUGAAGCGAACCUGCCGUGUACGUGUAAAGUGCAUUUUCCUGAUCCAAACAAGCUCCAUUGCUUUCAGCUAACAGUGACCCCAGAUGAGGGUUACUACCAAGGUGGAAAGUUCCAGUUUGAGACGGAAGUCCCCGACGCGUACAACAUGGUGCCUCCCAAAGUGAAAUGCUUGACCAGGAUCUGGCACCCCAACAUCACAGAGACGGGAGAGAUCUGUCUGAGUUUACUGCGAGAACAUUCGAUCGACGGCACUGGCUGGGCUCCCACGAGGACGUUAAAGGAUGUUGUGUGGGGGCUGAACUCGCUGUUUACUGAUCUUCUGAAUUUUGACGACCCGCUGAACAUCGAGGCCGCAGAACAUCACUUGAGGGACAAGGAGGACUUCCGGAGUAAAGUGGAGGACUACAUCAAGCGGUACGCCAGAUGAUAGGAGGGGGACUGCGGGCCGGGCGCGAGGGUCACCCCAGCUCCCGGGGGCCCCCAGCGCGCCCUCUGCCCCGCCUGCUCUGCGGGUCCUGCGCCGCAUCCUGCCUCCGGAGGAGCCUCUUCGCGCCGCCUAGCCCCGGUAGGCGGAGAGCACCACCAAAUACAGCGAGGGGCGUGUCUGGGCUCAGGGCCGUCUGCUUCCCUUCGCCUGUUUACUCUCGUGAACCUGCGCUGUGCGGGGCCGGGGCGGGGCUCGGGGCGCGACAGUGAGCUGGGAACCGAGGAGGGCUUGAUCCUGCCCUGUCCCCACACCGCCUGCCCCUCACCCUGACCGGGGGCUGGCAGGUGGGCGGUCAGCCUGUGCCGGCUGUGAUUGGUCGCGCAGCCCCAGGCCCCGCCCACCGGCUCCCCAGAGUGCAGUCGUUCACUGUAGAUCUCACUGAAAGGCGCGCUUUAUUUAAUGUGAGUAUAUUUUGAAACAGAUUUGUAAUUUGUACAAUUUAAUGCUUUAAUUAUUUUUUUCUAUUCUCCUUUAGUUCGUAUUUUCAUUGUGUAAAGCAGACAGAUGUUGGGUCAAGCAACUAUUGGAGAAAAAUACAAAGAAAAUGAAAGACACAUUAUGCAUUCUGUCCAAAUGCAGCAAGAAUUUGGCCUUUAAACACCAGCUCUUGCUCUCAGGCCUAGGUGGGGCACAGGGUUGGAGACUGGAAGCUGGGCCUGGGUGGUGUGGAAAUGAGAGGCAGGGAGCCAGCCCUCUGUCACAUGGGGCUCAGAGGGGCCGUGCGGGGCCGGCUGGCCGGGGGCCAGGUGCAGCCGCUUGC